This is a messenger RNA of Penicillium roqueforti, 705 nucleotides long. RefSeq names its product Hsp20/alpha crystallin family protein. The transcript has a single exon. Gene Ontology annotation, biological process: response to hydrogen peroxide; response to heat; protein folding. Bases 1 to 705 code for a protein of 234 amino acids. NCBI's taxonomy places the organism in Eukaryota, Fungi, Ascomycota, Eurotiomycetes, Eurotiales, Aspergillaceae. The record is from RefSeq and is a predicted model, not a curated record.
AUGGCCUUCUUCACUACUCAAUCCGGCCUUGGGCCCCUCUUCGUCCUCAAUGAGCACGAGCUUGCCAACCAACUCAAGUCUCCCCAAUGUUGCAAGUCCAACCAGUGCACCAAGUCAAGCCAAUGCACCAAGCCCAACCAGUGCACCAAGUCAAGCCAAUGCACCAAGCCCAACCAAUGCACCAAGAUCCAACAGUGCACCAAAAUCCAAACACCCACCUCCUUCAUGCCCGCCUUUGACGUGCGCGAGUUGACGCACGCCUACCGCCUAGACGGCGAACUGCCAGGCGUGGACCAGAGCAACAUCGAGAUCGAAUUCACCGAUCCCCACACACUCGUGAUCAAGGGCCACACCGACCGCGAGUACAUCAGUGACGACACCAACAACGGCUCAGCCUCAGCCAGCUCCAGCCGCAGCUCGUCAGCCGCAGGCUGGCACCAAGCCACCGUCGAAGACGAGGACGCAGCGUCGACUGCUAGCUCCACCGACACCGCUGCUUCCAGCAAUGCGGUUUCCCACGCUGCCAAGGACGACCAGCCGCACUUCUGGGCGAAGGAGAGGUCGAUCGGUGACUUCCAGCGCACUUUCAGCUUCACCGCGCGCGUCGAUCAGGAUGCUGUUCGCGCUAGUUUGAAGAACGGGGUCUUGUCGGUUAUUGUGCCGAAAGAGGCUGCCCCUACGCCGAAGAAGAUUCGCAUUCUCUGA